AACAGUUAUGGCAGCAACAACAGUUAUGGCAGCAACAACAGUUAUGGCAGCAACAACAACAGUUAUGGCAGCAAAUCCAGUUAUGGCAACUACGACAGUUAUGUCAGCAGCAACAACAGUUAUGGCAGCAACAAAAACAGUUAUGGCAGCAACAACAACAGUUAUGGCAGCAACAACAGUUAUGGCAACAACAACAACAGUUAUGGCAGCAACAACAACAGUUACAACAGCAACAACAGUUAUGGCAGAAAUAACAACAGUCAUGGCAUCAACAACAUUUAUGGCAGCAACAACAACAGUUAUAGCAGCAACAACAACAGUUAUGGCAGCAACAACAGUUAUGGCAACAACAACAACAGU
Procambarus clarkii (red swamp crayfish) is the source of this 360-nucleotide messenger RNA. Lineage: Eukaryota; Metazoa; Arthropoda; Malacostraca; Decapoda; Cambaridae. The record is from RefSeq and is a predicted model, not a curated record.